UACUCAUUCAAUUUCCCCAAAAUAUCUCAAGGACUGCCCUGAGAAUCCCAGUAACCCGCCCGAAAGAAUAGCGCAAUCGAUUUAGAUGCACGGCGGCCUUUCACUGAAGAUCUGGUGGCAGGCGUUGAUGUCAAGAACAACCGCCACUAUCCUGGUCAGACUGUCACGAAUUUUGAGGACAGACUCGCGCUCACUUCAAUUGACUCUAGUGGCUUGUGAUUACCCCGCUACGCGAGCACAAAUCACGUCGCGUCUCCACACGGAAAGCAUAACUGGGUUAACGUUGCUUCCCCGUUCCAAGCAGACGAUUGCCCGCGCCCACCUUGGUCAAUUCCAUUAUGUUCCAGUUCCGAACACGGAAGCUUAUAGGACAUAAGCUACCGAGCUGGGAUCCCGAAUCAAGCUUUAUUCACGUAUAAAAGACAUAGCUAGUUGCCCUAAUCAAACCUCAGUCUGCAAUAAAAUACUUUCCUGCCUUGUACUCGCUCUUGCUUCUCCAUCCUUCACUUACCUGCCAGUCCAGAUCUUGACA
This is a messenger RNA of Gamsiella multidivaricata, 532 nucleotides long. RefSeq lists its product as uncharacterized. The record is from RefSeq and is a predicted model, not a curated record. Lineage: Eukaryota; Fungi; Mortierellomycota; Mortierellomycetes; Mortierellales; Mortierellaceae. The transcript is spliced from 2 exons. Bases 86 to 376 code for a protein of 96 amino acids.